GUCAGCAUAUUUUCAUGAUGUAGAGAUGAGUCUUCUCAUCACCAUAGGGUUCAGCUCGAUAGUUUCAUGCAGAAUUCACGCGAACUUCGGCCAUAACUGAGAACGCAUCAUGCGCGUCUGUUCCUGGCAAAGCAUUUUGCAUAUCAAAAUUAACGUUUUAAGCCAUACAUAAGACAGCCAUAUCAUCGAAUGAACCACUCAGCAGAUCCCUUUUUUCGCGUGAAAUGGCCAUCAAGUUUUCGUAUCCCUUUGUCGCUGCCGCUCUCAGCACCGCAACUAUCCUCGUUAAUGCCGAGACAUCUGCGCUGCUCCAGUUUGCAGGUGUGAAUAUUGCAGGUUUUGACUUCGGUUGUGGUACAGAUGGCACUUGCAUUGCUUCAAACGCUGUUCCCCCUAUCCACCAACUAUCCGGUAUUGAUGGCUUGGGCCAAAUGCAACAUUUUGUCAAACAUGAUGGCUACAAUGUGUUCCGUCUCCCUGUCGGCUGGCAGUACCUCACUAACGACCAGAUGACUGGCGUCUUGGAUGAGACUCACUUUGCCAACUAUAAUAUGCUGGUGUCAGACUGUCUGAGCACUGGCGCUCACUGUGUGAUUGAUAUCCAUAAUUACGCCAGGUACAAUGGGCAGAUUAUCGGUCAAGGCGGUCCAAGCAACGAAAUCUUCGCUGAGCUCUGGUCCAACAUUGCCUCGCACUGGAAGAAGGAGACGAAAGUCAUCUUUGGAGUUAUGAACGAACCUCAUGAUAUCCCGAAUAUCAGCACCUGGGCAAAGUCCGGUAAGAGUGCAGUUACAGCCAUUCGCAAAGCCGGCGCUACCACCCAGAUGAUUCUCCUUCCCGGGACCGACUAUACUUCUGCGAAAACUUUCGUUUCCAGUGGUUCCGCUGAUGCCCUUGUUGCGGUGCGGAACCCUGACAACACAACCACCAACCUCAUUAUGGACGUCCACAAGUACCUCGACUCCGACGGCUCUGGUACCAACACUGAGUGCGUGACCAACGCCGUUGAGGACACCUGGCAUCCUCUGACCACCUGGCUCCGUGCAAAUGGUCGUCGGGCCUUCAAUACUGAGACUGGUGGUGGGAAUGUAGAAUCUUGUGUUACUUACGUAUUGCAAGAGAUUACCUACCAAGCUGCUCAAUCUGAUGUUAUCCUCGGCUACGUUGGCUGGGCGGCCGGCUCCUUCUCCACAGACUAUGUACUGUCUCAGGUGCCUUCCUACAGCGGCAACAGCUGGAAUGACACACUCCUGGUCUCGAUGGCCAUGUCGCCUAAAACCAACAAGCUCGUUGCAUCCGUUGCAUGAAAUUGGCGUAGAGUAUUUUACCUAAACACACUUUGUGUAAUAAUGACAGGGCUUGAGGAACGUCAUCCCGUUUAUCAUCCGCUGUAAAAAGUGAUUUAUU
Molecule: messenger RNA, 1407 nt
Organism: Suillus subalutaceus
Lineage: Eukaryota; Fungi; Basidiomycota; Agaricomycetes; Boletales; Suillaceae
Product: glycoside hydrolase family 5 protein
Exons: 10
Coding region: 225-1307 (360 amino acids)
Biological process (GO): glucan catabolic process
Molecular function (GO): hydrolase activity, hydrolyzing O-glycosyl compounds
Source: RefSeq, a predicted model, not a curated record